This is a messenger RNA of Meira miltonrushii, 1707 nucleotides long. RefSeq lists its product as uncharacterized. The transcript is spliced from 11 exons. Lineage: Eukaryota; Fungi; Basidiomycota; Exobasidiomycetes; Exobasidiales; Brachybasidiaceae. The record is from RefSeq and is a predicted model, not a curated record. Bases 1 to 1707 code for a protein of 568 amino acids.
AUGAAUCAUGGUUCACCUGGUUCGCCUCCCCAUGUGAUCAACAACACCAUCGAUUGGGAUAAAUUGCAGCCGCUUAAUGCUGAAAAUGCUCGAUUUCAAACAGAUCACUUAACAUGGAAUGAGGUACUACACGACCCAGAGUCUAGUCCUCAGCCAAAUAUACACACCGAAGCAGAUAGAUUGAGAUCACCGACAGAUUCCACCCUCAAACAAGAAGACAUGAAAGUCGAAGCAAGCAGUCAAGCUAAAGUUGCAAGAAAGAGACCAAAACGAAAGGCAACUGAAGCUUCUUUGCUUUCAGGGAAAAAAUACUACAAUAAGAUCAAAUCGGAUCCUGAGAAAUGGCGAACAUACAAGGAGAAAAAGAGAGAGUGGUAUAAGGGGUAUGUCGCAAAACAACCCGAACAGAAGAAACAGGAAAUUCGCGCAAGAAAGGAAAGAGAAAGGAAAGCAAGACUUAAGGUCAGACAAGCAGACCCGACCAAAAGAGCAAGACCAAAUUCAAGAAUGAAACUUCGUGCAAAAAUUAAAGAUAAUACGGCAACGGAAGCGGAAAUAGAAAAGUAUAAAUAUCUAUUAGAGAAAGACAGACUAUAUCAUCAAGAAGUGAAAAUGAAACAAAUGCAAUCAGCGGUCACUUUUGUCUCUGCAAGACCGAUGGAUCGAGAUUCACGACCAAAUGAUCGGUCAGCGAACGGAAGAAGUGCUCUGCAACAGCCUGAGAUCCGAACGAGUGACCAUGAGUUUCUUCACUCCGGAAUAGGUCCUAGACUUCUAGGGUUUGAAUCUUUAGAUAAAGCCACCACUCCAAAACAAGAAAAUCAUUCCCAGCUGACACCGAUUCAAAUCAAGAAUAAGAAAUAUUAUCGUAAAAUUAGAGAAGAUCCUACGUCGUGGGAGGCAUACAAAGCGAAGAAGAGAACUUUGAGGGAAAAACGAAUGAAGGAUUUGCCAGCAGAACAAUUAGAUAGAAUACGCAUGCAAACACUGAAAAGAGUUCAGAAAUGGAGACUUACGCAAAAAUCUCAGAGAAAAGGUUCUCGAUCCAAUGCAAGGACUCGAUUUCGAGAUAAUCUCAAGUCAGGUACUGCAACGGUUGCGGAUUUGGAAAGCUAUUUCUCGCUUUUUAAAAUCAUUAAUGCUGUUCAGUUAGGCAUUGACUUGAACGAGCCUUUGGCGCAAGGAGGGGAUUUGUGGCCUAUGGGCAACGACUCUGGUCAAGGCUCUCCUCCAGAAGGCGUCCUUCUUAAGGAGACCACAGAUGCAACUUCGCAAGCGACAGGGCACCUCAAAGUACGGGCAAAAAUCCAUAAAGCAAUGAAGAGAAAGCACAGCCAAACAUAUCUGAAAAAUUUGAGAGCUGAUCCUAAAAGAUAUGAGAUAUACCUCGCUAAAAAGAACAGUUACGAGCAACAACGUAGAAAGGAUAUGACACCAGAGGAGAAAAAAAAUUUUGUUAGUCGUAAUAAAAUAUAUCAGCACAGGUAUUAUACAAAGAAGAAGCAGAGUGACCCAAACUUUCGACGUCAAGGCCAAAGGCCCGCUCUGCGUAAGGAAAUUGAGCAAGGCACUGCAACUGAACAGCAGAUCAAAACAUACAACCAAUUGUUAGAGACAGAUAAGCGCUAUCAAGCUAAUAAAAGAGCUAAAAGAAUGAUGCAAGAACAGAAAGAUGAGACCAUCAAUAAAGAACAUCAUACAGGCUAG